GGUGUCAUGUGUGAUAUGGGCCUUUCUUUUCCUUAAUGCCUCUGUGAGACUGUGACUGUGUUUCCCUCCCCAAAAACAGACCAGACCAGACCAUCUGGAUUCAGCAAAAGCUCUCUCCUCUUCUCAUCUCUCUGCUACUCUCCUCUUCAGCUAAACACUCCUGAUUUUGUCUUGCUUUAAUUCUCUGAUUGAUUCAAAAGCUGCCCAGAACAGAGUUAGAGACAAAGUUGUGACCUUUAACGCAUUCACAAGUAGGCCUUAGUGUUGGUUUUCGUCACUUUUGAUUAUCGGAGACAAAAUUGGUCUGUGGCCAAGUGAGGUUGACAUGGUUAAAGGUGGAGUCUUGAUGGGUUUAUGAUCGAAUCUGGGUCAUGGGCCGCUGCGGAUUCGUGAUUUGGUGGUGAGAUUAGUCCAAGAUGCGGCGGCGGGCGGCCGAGUAUCGGCGCCCGGUUCGAAGCAGGAGGUUUUCGUAUUGGAUCUGGGCUCUGUUUGGACUCUUCUCCAUUGCUGGUCUUGUUCUGUUUGUGUUGCACCAUAACCAGAAUGAAGAUCGGGUCGAACAGCCCGUAUUGGAGAAUAAUGAGAGAUUUGAACAGGUUGCUCAUGAGGGGUUAAAUUUUACUGAAGAUAUAUUGAGUGCUAGAUCAUUUUCCCGGCAGCUGGCUGAGCAAAUGACACUUGCCAAAGCUUAUGUUAUUAUUGCCAAAGAGCACAAUAAUCUUCAUCUUGCUUGGGAACUUAGCACAAAGAUCAGAAGUUGCCAACUUUUGCUUUCUAAAGCUGCCAUGAGGGGGGAAUCAGUCACAUUAGAGGAAGCAGAGCCAAUAAUUAAAAGCCUAUCAUCUCUUAUAUUCAGGGCACAAGAUGCACAUUAUGACAUUGCAACCACAAUAAUGACAAUGAAGUCUCAUAUUCAAGCCCUUGAAGAGCGUGCAUAUGCAGCAACAAUCCAAAGCACUGUUUUUGGACAGCUAGCUGCUGAAGCAUUACCCAAAAGCCUCCAUUGCCUACAUAUUAAGCUCACAGCUGAUUGGUUGAAAAAGGCUUCUAUACAAGUACUUGCAGAUGAGAAGAGGAACUCUCCCAGACUCAUGGAUAACAAUCUCUACCAUUUCUGCAUAUUUUCAGAUAAUGUGUUGGCUACUUCUGCUGUUGUGAACUCUACUGUCUCCAAUGCUGACCAUCCUAAACAGCUGGUCUUCCACAUUGUCACCAAUGGAGUCAAUUAUGGUACGAUGCAGGCUUGGUUCCUGAGCAAUGAUUUCAAAGGAUCCACCAUAGAGGUGCAGAACGUUGAGGAGUUGUCUUGGUUUAAUGCCUCUUAUGCCCCUAUCGUGAAACAGCUCCUUGAUCCUGAUUCACGGGCCUACUACUUUGGGGGAUAUCAAGAUUUGAAUGUUGAUACAAAGUUGCGAAACCCUAAGCAUCUAUCUUUGCUCAAUCACCUCCGAUUUUACAUCCCAGAGAUCUAUCCACAGCUGGAAAAGGUAGUUUUUCUUGAUGAUGAUGUUGUCGUCCAGAAGGAUCUGACCCCACUUUUCUCAUUGGAUUUGCAUGGAAAUGUGAAUGGAGCAGUGGAAACUUGUCUGGAAGCAUUUCAUCGUUAUUAUAGGUAUCUCAAUUUCUCAAACACAAUCAUCAGCUCGAAGUUUGAUCCACAGGCAUGUGGAUGGGCAUUUGGUAUGAAUGUUUUUGAUUUGAUUGCUUGGAGGAAAGUAAAUGCAACUGCACGGUACCAUUACUGGCAGGAGCAGAAUGCUGAUGGGACUCUCUGGAAGUUGGGCACUCUUCCACCUGGGCUUCUUACUUUUUAUGGUCUGACAGAACCACUUGAUAGAAGAUGGCAUGUAUUAGGACUGGGGUAUGAUCUGAAUAUUGACAACCGGUUGAUUGAGAGUGCAGCAGUCAUCCACUAUAAUGGUUACAUGAAGCCAUGGCUGAAGUUGGCCAUUAGCAGAUAUAAGCCUCUUUGGGAGCGAUAUGUAAAUCAAAGCCACCCAUAUCUCCAAGAUUGCGUCACAAGUUAAUAUGUGCUACCUCUUGAUUUGCCGGUAAUUCAUGCGAUCUUCACCACUUUAAACUCCCAAAACAAUGAUGUGAUCGCCGUAUUGUAGAGUCAGAAGUAGAAAGUUUUUGACUUUAUAGGCAGAUUUUCGUUUUCAUUUUCCCUUUGCAUCAAUAGUAUUCUGAAAGAAAAGGAAUUGCUUUUAUACAAUACAAAGUUUAAAUGUACCAGGUGAAGAGUUGGGGGAGGUAGAGAUUCAUUUUUGCCGGAUGGGGUUUUCUUUUUCCCUUCUGCAAGCUGUAGAAUUAUUUGUUCUCUAGCAAGUAUUGUAAUAAUUUUUUCUUUUUCCCCUGAAGUUAUUAUGCAACUGAACAGUUAUCCUAGUCAUUAAUUG
Molecule: messenger RNA, 2399 nt
Organism: Fragaria vesca subsp. vesca
Lineage: Eukaryota; Viridiplantae; Streptophyta; Magnoliopsida; Rosales; Rosaceae
Product: probable galacturonosyltransferase 11-like
Exons: 2
Coding region: 417-2027 (536 amino acids)
Molecular function (GO): polygalacturonate 4-alpha-galacturonosyltransferase activity
Source: RefSeq, a predicted model, not a curated record